ACUUUUGAGAGCUGGUCUUGGUGGUUCUGCUCCUGGUUAGGGGUACCAGGACAGGUGGAUCUCACAGUUCAUUCGGUCAGCAUGGGGUCUGGCUCCUCCUCCUACACUUCCAAAACCAUCUAUUUGGAUGUAGAUGGCAAAGUGCAGAAGGUGCUUUUCAGUCGUCACUGCAGCCCAUGUGAUAUCAAAGAACUGCUGUGUUCCUCCUCCAACAUCUCUAGGAACACUGCUAUAAUGAUGGUGAACCCUGAAGGUGCUUUCGUGUCUAUCGAUCCCACAAUGCCCACCAACACCCCCAACUCCCUGUACAAAGUCAUUCCUUUGUCUACCGGCCAGCUGGGAGAAAAGGAAGAUAUGUUUCAGAAUGUGAUCUCACAGAUAGCAGAGCAGUUCAGCAGAGCGUUCAGGAUUAACGAACUGAAAACGGAAGUGACCAACAGACUGGCUAUGCUGGAGAAGAGAGUAGAACUGGAGGGUUUGAAGGUCGUGGAGAUUGAGAGGUGCAAAAACGACCUGAAGAAACUGAGAGAUGAGAUGACAUCCAGAGCAGGAGGAAGAGUGAAUUGUCCAUGCAAAUACAAUUUCUCAGACGAUGGAAUGAAAUUAACUCCUAGACGUGAUGUCCCCAGCUACCCAAAGUACACGCUUUCUCAGGAGACCAUUGAAGCGCUGAAGAAACCAACCUUCGAUGUUUGGUACUGGGAGCACAAUGAAAUGUUGAGCUGCCUGGAGUACAUGUACCAUGACUUAGGCCUUGUGAAGGAGUUUAAUAUGAACCCGAUUACUCUCAAACGCUGGCUGCUGGGCAUUCAGGAAAAUUACCGUAGCAACCCGUUCCAUAAUUUCCGCCAUUGUUUCUGCGUGAGUCAGAUGAUGUAUGGCAUGAUCCACCUCUGCAACCUCCAGGAAAAGCUCACACUGACAGAUCUGGGCAUUUUAAUGACUGCUGCCGUGUGUCACGACUUAGACCACCCUGGAUACAACAACACGUAUCAAAUCAAUGCUCGCACUGAGUUGGCAGUGCGCUACAAUGACAUCUCGCCUCUAGAGAAUCACCAUUGCGCUGUGGCCUUCCAGAUACUCUCAUUGCCGGAGUGUAACAUAUUUGCCAACGUGGACCCAGAGGCCUUUAAACAGAUCCGACAGGCUAUCAUCACACUGAUUUUGGCCACGGAUAUGGCCAGGCAUGGCGAGAUUCUGGACUCGUUCAAGCACAAAGUGGACAGUUUUGACUUCACCAAUGAGGAGCAUGUGACUUGUCUGAAGAUGGUCCUUAUCAAAUGUUGUGACAUUUCCAAUGAAGUCCGGCCUACAGAGGUGGCAGAGCCGUGGGUGGAUUGUCUGCUGGAGGAAUACUUCAUGCAGAGUGAUAGAGAGAAAUCUGAGGGACUUCCUGUGGCGGCCUUCAUGGACAGAGAAAAAGUCACCAAGCCCACAGCCCAGAUUGGCUUCAUUAAAUUUGUCCUCAUCCCCAUGUUUGAAACUGUCAUGAAGCUGUUCCCUCAGAUUGAAGAGAUUAUGGUGCAGCCUCUCAGAGACUCGCGGGACCACUAUGAGGAGCUGAAGCAAAUUGAUGACGCCAUGACCGAGGCACAGAAGAAAAAAACUGAAAAUAUGUCAUUAGGAGGGAAGAAGAAAUAAGCACUUCUGCGAUUGUAAUGAUACUGUGAGACCCGUGCCCGUCUGCACUGUGUGGACAGAGUUCCGGUGUGAGGAUCUGUGAGACACUGGGCUGGUGUUGACGCCGGCUGGUUUGAAUCCACUGAAUCUAAAAGGUCACCUAAUCGACUCAUGAAAUCAUGACUCGCUUCCUUUUACCAACAGACUACUAGGCCAGUCUGAUUCUUUCUUUUUGUCAUCAAUCAGUUAAAAAGCCUUUUCGGCUGAUAUGGGCAUAGAUUCAUCACUUCAGUUUUGAUCUUGUUUGUUUGGCUUUUUGUUCUAUUUACAGUGUUCAACAACAAAAACAUGCAUUUCUAUUGCAUGUACGUAGUAGUAGUCAUCUGCACGUUUUGUGGUCCCAAAGCAAUCAAGAUUACAGCAUGACGUAUAACCAUAACUAGUGCUUUUUGAUGAUUAUAAAAGGUCAGCAUAAUAUGAUGCUGUUCCUUUAUCAACUAUUUCUCUCCUGAGUUCCUUUUAGAACAUAUCAGUUCACAUUUUAGGUGGUUUUGUGGUGAGCACAAUACCACUGUAAACCAUAAUAUCAAAUUUUAAGGAUACCCGAGAACUCCUUUUGCAGUGUUUUGGUUGAGUUUCCAAACUAGAUGUGUUUUGCCUUGUUAAUUUGGUUAUUGAGGUUUGAAAUCAAGGCAUUUCCACUAGAACAUCCGGAUAAAUGAUAAGAUUAAACAGAAAAUGUUAUCAUAAUUUGCUUAAUGUCAUAACUUUCUUUUUUCUACAGAAUACAAAAUAAGAUGGUUUGAAAAAUGCCUCAGAAAAUGGGGUCCAGUGUUUUUUUGGACCCUAUUGACUUUUAUUGUAUGGACAAAAAUAGUUGAACAUUUUUCAAAAUGUCUUCUUUUGUGUUCUGCAGAAGAAACAUAUCAUACAGAUUUGGAACGACAUGAGGGGUAGUAAAUUGCAGAUUUUUUAAUUUUAAACACCAUAAGUCAUACCUUCUAACCACACUCGGUAUUUCUACCCUGUGGCCCCAUGUUCUCACCGUUCUCUGUAUCCUAUUUACUCUGGUUUGCUUCUAAUACUUCCUCAAAAUAAGACAAUAAAGUCUGUGGGAGUUCUG
This is a messenger RNA of Rhinichthys klamathensis goyatoka, 2743 nucleotides long. It is a transcript of the gene pde9ac, whose product is annotated as phosphodiesterase 9ac. Gene Ontology annotation, molecular function: 3',5'-cyclic-GMP phosphodiesterase activity. Gene Ontology annotation, biological process: cGMP catabolic process. The coding region runs from base 82 to 1641 and encodes 519 amino acids. NCBI's taxonomy places the organism in Eukaryota, Metazoa, Chordata, Actinopteri, Cypriniformes, Leuciscidae. The transcript has 19 exons. The record is from RefSeq and is a predicted model, not a curated record.